This is a messenger RNA of Neltuma alba, 1101 nucleotides long. RefSeq lists its product as uncharacterized. The record is from RefSeq and is a predicted model, not a curated record. Lineage: Eukaryota; Viridiplantae; Streptophyta; Magnoliopsida; Fabales; Fabaceae. The transcript is spliced from 2 exons. Bases 156 to 851 code for a protein of 231 amino acids.
CUCCAUUACAUCAUUACUUUUAUUAAAGAGAGGAGGCUCUGCCGAGAAAAUAUGCCACCCACAAACCUAUUAUCUUUCCUCUCUAGCUCACUCUAAGAAUAGAACCUCUCGAUUACUGUGAAAGCAACCCGGAAAAACAGGGGAGAGUUGGAGGGAUGGGAGGAAAGGUUAGCAAGAAAAGGAGGUAUUUUUGUGAUAGAGAAUUUAGGUGUUUGAAAGAGAGAGUGAAGAUUCUUCAGGAGGAGAUGAAGCAGAUGGUGUACGAGAGGGAGAAAGAGAGUAUGAGCUAUGAGAGGGACAUGAUGUUGUUCAGUUUUAAAGAGGCAGAUUGGAAGCAAGAGAGGAAGAGGCUGAGAGAGGAAGUGAGGAACCUCAGGAAGGUUCUGCAAGAGAAGGAAGAUCAGAUUAGAGAAAUCAAAGAGCUUGGAAAAGACAAUGAUAUCAGCGACAGUAAUCAUAAAGAGUUGGAAUUGAUAGGGACUAAGCUUCUGGUUCAGAAAAUGAAGGAAGAGAGAGUUUGGAGAGAUGAGGCUGUGGAGAAGUGGAAGCAACUCUAUCUUGCAAUCAAGACUGAGCUUGAUGACCUCAUUCAGAGAACUUAUGGUGGGGAUGGCUUGUUGCGGAAAGCAGAGGAAGAUGAGAUCCAGAUGGAAAAUCUGAAGAGGGAAUUGCAAGAAAGGGAUGAAACUAUCCAAGCCUUGAAAGCUCAUUUAGCUUCAAUGGAGCGCAAGAAGAACAGAACAGAGACAGAGUUUGACAUGUUGAGGCAAAGCUUAAAGAUCAUGAAUGGAAGCAGUAUGAUUUCUAUUCCAGUGAAAGAGAGGCUCUUUAAAACCAAAUGUGGAAGAUGAAAUAUUGCAGUCUCUUAAUAUGCAGGACUGAAUAACUGCAGUCUCUUCAUAGUACUGGGUUAGAUUGUAUCUUAGAGCCACUAGCUUUUAUUUUUCAGUUCUCUCAGAAAAUAAGAGUAAGAAGAUGGUUUUACUGAAGAAAAGGUUCCUUCUUGAGCCAACAGGGGAAAUCCAAUGAGGCAGGUGAACAAUUUUGUUCAUAAGCACUGUUAAAUUUGAAAGAAGGUGAUUUAAUUUGUCCACUUCUUUA